AUGUAUUUCUUCUAAAUAAAGUGACAAUUUGAAAGAAAAAAACUACAACGUGAAUUGAUUCACGCAGCUUACAUCGCCGGCUCAUUAGAAAUGUUAAUAGAUUCUUAGCUGGGGUUGUUGUUUUGAUAUAGUUAAACUGUGUAUUGAUUCUGUUAAAGCUUAUUACUAUUUUUGAAUUAAGUUAAAAGCUGUCAAAUUAUUGUACGUGAUUUUAAAAACUUGCAGUCAGUUAUAGACACUUUAUGUUUUGACUAAUAAGAAAAUAAAGUAUAUUCAGCUAACAGCUGUUUUUCCAGAGUUAAAUACUGUUACCAACAGAACGUCAGUCACAUGUUAAGUUAAUGUUAAACAACAGUCAACAGUUUUUGAUUUUUAUUGUCGUUUGGUAAACAAUUGAGCAAUAUGGGCAAAAGUGACAAAAAGUUAAAGAAAAAGCACAAGAGUAAGCGUAAAGAGCACAAGGAAAAGCACAAGGACAAAGCCAAGAAGUCAAAGAGGCAAGAGAAAAAGGACACGACACCGCCAAAGAUUGAGACCCCGUUGGUUGCGGCAGCCGACAGCGGCAGCGAGGAGGACUUCGCCAUACCAAUAGCGCUGAUGAACAGCAAAUCGCACGCCCCGGAAACGCCGGAGGAGUACCAGCGCCGGCAGAGCCAAAUACGCCGUGAGGUGGACCCGGUGACGGGCCGGACGCGCCUCAUCAAGGGCGACAGCGAGAUACUCGAGGAAAUCGUGAGUAAACAGCGGCAUUGCGAUAUCAACAGGAAGGCCACCAGCGGCGAUGGCGACUACUUCGAGGCGCAAUCCUUUGCAGCCGCCGCGGCCGCCAAGCGCCGCAAGCCAAAGUAAACAUGUUCUCAUU
Molecule: messenger RNA, 862 nt
Organism: Drosophila novamexicana
Lineage: Eukaryota; Metazoa; Arthropoda; Insecta; Diptera; Drosophilidae
Product: ADP-ribosylation factor-like protein 6-interacting protein 4
Exons: 3
Coding region: 403-849 (148 amino acids)
Source: RefSeq, a predicted model, not a curated record